Molecule: messenger RNA, 7476 nt
Organism: Monomorium pharaonis (pharaoh ant)
Lineage: Eukaryota; Metazoa; Arthropoda; Insecta; Hymenoptera; Formicidae
Gene: Evi5
Product: ecotropic viral integration site 5 ortholog
Exons: 10
Coding region: 1060-3687 (875 amino acids)
Source: RefSeq, a predicted model, not a curated record
CUCUACAUUUAUUUUUAUUUUAAUUUGCAUAAUUAUUAAUCUAAAAUGAAACAGUUUGUAUGUCAUACUAAUGGAAAUAAUUUUUCAAAAAUUUUUAAGGCUAUUUUGGAGAAACAAGUAUUAUUGAAAUAAAUGUCAAAGAGAGUCUAACUUUAAUAUUAAUUCACAAUUUGAAAAGAAAAAACAAAAGGACCUCUAUUUAAAAGUAUUUGAAUACAAAAAGAUCGACAGAAUUUCCAAAAAUUUAUUCUCAAAGUUUUUAUUGAUUUAAUCCUGUAGUAUACAUUUUUGAUAUUUUAUUUAUCAACGCCCUCGACUGCCGGCUCCACGUACUCGGUAUCCUUUUAUUUAUUUGUCAAGAGACGGACGUCGCUGCGCAUGUGGGGUGUCCUGGCCUGCGCGGGCUGCAUCGACCCUCAAACCCAUUUCGUUACUCUCCAGCAGUGCAUGCCUAGCCGGAUCUCAUCGUGCCGGGAUAAUCGGGAAAUAAGUGAAACGAUAUCGUAUUAAACCGAGUUAACCAUUUAAUAAUUUGCCGUCAAGAAAAAAAACAAGAGAGAAAGAGAGAAAGAGAAAGAGAAGGCGCGGCUUGAUAAGCGAAAAAGGAGCCGCGGACAUCCGAGAAAACGCGAUUACGUUAUCUGUCUUACCAAUGUAUAUGCACGACUUUUGUUAACUUAUUUUUUAAGAACAUCACUCGUUAAAAUAAUUUAUAACAAACUACGAUUCACAGAUUCGGUCUCGCGAGUGUGGCAGAGUUUUAUAACAUUUUGUACCAAUAUAAGAUGAUUGCCAUGUUAAAAAUUUAAUUAAAUUUUAAUCUAUAUACGUGAAUUGAUAUUAAAUUUCUUAUCGAUUUGCAAAAGAAAUUUGGAAUACAUAAAAUCGGCCGUCUAAAACAAACAGCACUGCAGACGAGUGAGUCGACAAUUGUUGCGUGUAAAAUCGCGCAGUGAUGUAAAGAUAAAAACGGUAAAAACGAGGACGCGAGAACUCUUUCCGUGAACACUAAACACUUUAUUUAGUUUUCGCGAAAGUAAAUAAAAGAAAACUGUCUCAAUGGUUCUUCGUGGCUUGUUGACACCUGCUCGUUGGAGGAAAAAUAAAACCGCAAAAAGAAGCCAGAACGUCGCUUGGGAUAGCGUAAACGCGCCUGUCGGCCAAUUGGGAUUGUCACGUUAUGGACCGCAGGUGAUGAGCGUGCUGUGUUUAUGCACCACCAACAUCCAUCAGUCAUCCCAUAACGUUACGCAGGCCGGCAAGAUACUUCCGAGUCCGCCAUCAGACACCCUUUGCGAGCAGCGAAUAACGCCCUCGCAGGAAAUACCGACUGACGAACUGGCUCUAUUAGCUAAGCUGGAGGAAGCCAAUAGGCUGAUCGAAUCCGAUGCAAAGUCACUGAAUUCUCUCCAGAGCAAUCAUAGCAGGAAGGGCUCCGAUACAUCUCAAGUGUCUGUGGCGUCGGGGGGCAGUGGAGGUAAUGGCGAUGCUGCACCCCGACGCCACAACCCAGCCGACGGUGAAGAGAAUACGUGGACUCUCUGGGGUCACAUAGUAGCCGAUUGGGAUUAUCAUUGGAAGAAACGGAAAGAAUUUGUUAAGGAAUUGGUUCGUCAAGGCAUACCUCAUCAUUUCAGGGGCAUUGUUUGGCAAUUAUUAAGCGGUGCUCAUGAUUCUCCAGUUAAAAAACAAUUCGCCGAAUACAUUAAAGCAACAUCAGCAUGUGAGAGGAUAAUUAGAAGGGAUAUCGCUAGGACAUAUCCUGAACAUGACUUUUUCAAAGAAAAAGAUGGUUUUGGUCAGGAGAGUUUGUUUAACGUUAUGAAAGCGUACAGCCUACAUGAUCGUGAAGUAGGAUACUGCCAAGGUUCAGGAUUUAUAGUAGGAUUACUUUUAAUGCAGCAAAUGCCAGAAGAAGAAGCUUUUGCUGUACUCGUAGCAUUAAUGCAAGAAUAUCGCUUACGGGACAUGUUCAAACCAAGUAUGGCUGAAUUAGGAGUGUGCAUGUAUCAACUGGAACAUCUAGUUGCUGAUGCACAUCCCGAACUUCAUGCUCAUUUCACGGCCCAAGGUUUCCAUACGUCAAUGUAUGCGUCUUCUUGGUUUCUUACACUGUUCACCACAGCGCUAAGCCUUCCGCUAGCGUGUCGCAUUUUUGAUGUCUUUCUAUCAGAAGGCAUGGAGAUUAUCUUUAAGGUUGCAUUGGCGAUGUUGCAAUUAGGCAAAGAAGAUUUGCUCAGUUUAGAUAUGGAGGGAAUGUUGAAGUUUUUCCAAAAGCAAUUGCCUGGAAAGGCUGAGAAAGAUCCCGAUGGCCUCAUGACGCUUGCGUAUGGAAUGAAAAUCAAUCCAAAGAGAAUGAAGAAACUAGAAAAGGAUUACACUAUAUUAAAGAUGAAGGAGCAAGAAGAGAUGGUCGAAUUACGCAGACUUAGAGCAGAAAACAGAUUGCUUAGACAAAGAACUGAACUUCUUGAAGCGGAAUCCGCCGAAUUGGCCGAUAGAUUAGUUAGAGGCCAAGUGUCACGUGCCGAAGAGGAGGAGACUGCUUUCAUAGCGCAGAGAGAAUUGGCAGCACUUCGACAUUCGCAUCUCGAGACGAGCCAUCAACUUGAACAGGCUCAUGAGGAAUUGAGAUCGUUAUCGAUUCUUCUUGAGGAGAAUGUGACGUCUAGGCAAUCGUCACUUGAUGAGAUACUAGUAAAACAAGAAGCAUUAUCGCAAAAGGAAGAAAUGAUACAAUGUUUGCAAGAGGAAUUGGUUAGAGUUAGAUUACAUGAGGCAGAAAACGACGCGCUGAUUAGAGAACUCAGAGGAAGAAUACAAGAAUUAGAACAAGAUAAGAAGACCCUGCGCGAAUCGACGCCGGACAAUUCCGUCGCUCAUUUGCAAGAGGAACUUAUUGCAGUUAAGCUUAGAGAAGCAGAAGCCAAUUUAUCAUUAAAGGAUUUGCGGCAGAGAGUUGUGGAGCUAAGUACAGCUUGGCAGAGGCAUCUACAAGAACACCGGUCCGCUCAAUCUGCGCCUGCCGCUGAUUCUACGCCAAAGAAGCUGCUCUUUUGGGAGAAUCGAGGUCACGAGGUGCAAAAGUUUGAAGAAGACUUAAUGACAACCAGAAUUCGCGAGAUGGAAGCGUUAACUGAAGUUAAAGAGCUGCGACUUAAAGUUAUGGAGCUUGAAACUCAGGUGCAGGUAGCAACUAAUCAGCUGCGUAGACAAGACGAGGGUGGAAAAGUACUUAAAGACGAAUUGGAAGCUGCGUUAGCACGGGAGAAAGAUCUGGCUGCCAAAUUGAGAGAACAACAGCACAAGUAUUCCGAUCUAGAAUCGAAAAUGAAGGAUGAGGCUAUGAUGGCCAGGAUACGCGAUGCCGAGCACGCGCAGCAAGUGGCAGAACUCACGCAGAAAAUAUCUCUUCUCGAGUUAAAGAAUGAGGAGAUGCAUGCGGAAGGCGAACUUAGGAAUAAUUUAGAUGACAGUGAGAAAGUAAGGGAGCUUCAAGAUAAGGUCGCUGAAUUAAAAGCCGAGGUCAUGAGACUAGAGAGUUGGAAACAACGGUGGACGGGACUCGGCGGGCAAACCGUGCGAAGUUUUAGCGUCGAUACUGAAAGCGAAUUGGACGAGCGGGAUCUCAGAAUUUGCUUGCAGGAUCAUAUCAAUACGACCACGCCAAACUCACCCGAGGUAUAGAAUUCUAUGUAUACCAAGACCAUUAGGCAGCUAACAAUACUCCGUCAUCGAUGCGCACGAACCUUUUGUUCGUUGUCGGCUUUCGCUGUAGGAAAUAACGCGUAUGCGCUUAGACUGUAACGCGAGAAUAGAUCGUAAUAAUCUUGUUUAGUUACAUGUAUUACUAUUAGGCCAAAUAUAACAAGUACGCAUAGCCGUUAAUUAAUUAUGCUUAACGAUGACGAAACAAUGAAAUAGUAACGAUAGAUGUUUUCGGUAAUCGAAAUAAUCUCGAUCGUAAUCAGGACCUGAGACAAUUGUUUAAAAAAAAAAUUUUAUCAUAAUUUAUAUAAUUCGACAUGUUGAAAUUUCUUCAGAGCAAUAUAAUAAAUUAAUUGUUUUAUGCAUAGGCAAGUAUCGUUUAUAUUAUUAGCAUUAUAUUAUUUUUAUUAUUAUUACAUUUUAUAGAUUACAUUAUACAGAGUAUUAUAGAGCAUAUACUAGUUGUAGUCAAUAGCAGAGAAUUAUUGAAUAGAACUAUAAAUAUUUGUUUCUAUUAAUCAGUAAAUGAUCAUAUCAAUAAUCUACGUUUGAAAGAGAUGUAUAAUACAUACAUACGACAAUUUUUGAAGAAUUACAAAAUCUGCGAAGGAUGUGAAUUUGAAUUUUAUUUAAACUAACUCCACACAUUCCAUAAUUACAGAAAGUAUUUUAAAAUGUUCCUUAACUAUAUACAAUACAUAAUAUAUACAUAAUAUAGAUGUCGUCCAUCUUAUUAAGUUAUGAAUUUGAAUUUUAAUAAUUAAUCUCUACAGAUUAGCUGGACUAAUUUAAACUGAAUUAAUCACAUUAUCUCUUGUCGAAAUAUAUUUUUGUUUAAUAUCUUUUGAUAUUAAUGAUAAAUUCUCUUCAAAAAACAUUUGUUCCAACACUUUUCUAAUUUUUAUAUUAUUAUCCUGAAAGCGAACAAUUAUUAAAAAAUUAGAAAUUUUAAUAAUUAAUCUUUAUUUCUAUUAUUAUCUAUAUUACAUAUCGCGAUACAAAUAUAGACUUACACAAACAGUCUAUAUUUAUUUUUUAAUAUAUACAGAAUCUAAUGGAUACGCGUGAUUUGUAAUAUAUUAUAGAAUGUGGAUUUUUCUUGUGUUAUUAAAGAACAUCUGGAAUAUGUCUUCGCUCUAACUUUUUGAAAGCUUGAUUACGAUUCGUAGAUUAUAUGAAGAUUAUCAUAGACUUUCCGUGACACACGCAAUUGUUUUUAUACGCAUGAAAUACUCUAUGUAUUUUUUGUAAUUCAUACCAAAUGUAAUCGCAAUUAAGAAAUUAUAUAUUUAAUGCCGAAAAACGUGGGGACAGUAAUGUAUCGCCGUUUUUUAUAAAAAUAUGUAUUUAUAUAUUAUAUAUACAUGUACGUAUGUAUGUGUGUAUGUUUAUGUAUGGAUGUUAAUGUAUGUAUGUAUGCGUGUGUGUCACGAGAAAUCAUCGCAUAUAAAACACGAUAUUCAUAAAAUACACAUAUAUUGCGUGCGUUAUUCGAAUCGAAAUUUAAUCAUCUAAACAAUGAAUAUAAAUUCAUGAUUCGCUUUUGCGAAAUAAUAAUAUACGGAGACAAGGGGACAAAACGAACGCGAAAGGAUAUAAAUUAAAGAUGAAUGUAAACUUUGUUAUGACAACUGGGAUAAACCACACACGUUCAAAUCUAAUUUGUUGCUUUUAUACAUUUUAAUUAUUUGUAUGUUUGAACCGACUUUAUUUUGUUAUUUUCAAAUUUUUCCUGGAAAUUUAUCAGUGGGUUAGCUAAUUUUUAUUUUGUAUAACAUGUACAAAUGUUUUUUGUUUGAAAAUUCUCUUUCACAAAUAACAUAUUUUAGUUGGACUUUGAAAAGUUUCUAUUUUGAUAAAAUUUUUCUGUAGUGCAUCCAUUCAAAUCUCGAGACAUGUUUAGAAACGAAUAUUAAGCAGUAGUAGUAGUGGAUAAAAUUAUAUUUCGUCUAUGUCGAAAUCACAUAUAAUUUCAGAUAAAUCAAAGAAGGUACUUUUCUCUAGUAUGUUUUUGUAAUAAAGUUUACAGUUUAUCUUUAAUCUACAUCUUUUUACCUUGGCCCUUUUUCUCUUUAUAUUAAUUAUAUAAAGUUUAAUAUACAUUAUACUCUCGAACAGAAGAAUAUAUCGAAUUUUUAUUAUUGUUGUUCUAUAUAUGUAUAUUAUUUGUAACAUAUACUUAACGAAUUUCUUAAAAAAAAAAUAAGAUUAAUUUUUAUGGGUAAUAUGCAAUUUGCACACAACACAAGGUGUGUACAGUUAAUAAGUUGAUGAUCAAUUUUACGAGGGAUUGUAUAAUCGUGAUAAAUCGUAAAUUGCUAUCGAAGAAGAAAACGCGUCUUUUUCAAUCGAUUUAAUCGAUUUCAUUGUUGAAAUUAAAACCGGACGAGAUUAAUCGGAAGUACUUAUAAAAAUUAGCACUCGAGCACAGCUCGUUCCUUUACCGUGACUUGGAUAAUUAUCUCCAAUGUAAGUAUUCGCGUCCUGCAAACUUUCUUUUGCAGCGAGUCACCUUAGCCUACUUGCAACUUAUCUUCUCUCGCUUGGCCUAAAUUGUUACGCGCGCCCAAUUCCUUUGUUGUGUCAAAUAAUCGGAAUUGUUUUAACCCAUUAAAUUGCAGUAUUUCAAUAAAUUCUAUAUCGAACUUUUUUAACUUAUUUGACUGAAGUCUAUUCGCUUUACCGCGACAUUGCGAAAAGAGAAUGUAUUGUAGUCAUUAAAAGCUUGAAAAUAAAGGACUAAAUUAUCGUUAGCGACAGACUCGCUUUUAGUUUGCUGAACAAUAACAAUUUCAUUAUCGAUUAACGUUUUUGGAGCUUAAGCGCACCCUUUAAUUUACACAAUUUCUCUCUUUAGAUAAUUUUAUAAUUAUGUUGAGGCUAUAAUGUCGAAACAGACAUCGAUUUAAUUAAUAGCUCGGGUUCUCGGUAGCCUCGGAGCUGAAAGACAACUCGGCAGGUCUAGGACAGUCUAUAUACACAGAUCCAAUGACGCAGAAACUACAGAUAAGUAUUAUGAUAUUAGAACGUGGUUCGCACGUCGUAAUUCACUGCCGUUAUUCUACGACGUCAAGAAUUCGCGAUGAUUAAAUCGACUCUCCGGCGGCAUAAUUUUUUAAUAGUGCAGCUCUGACGUGCAACAGAAUCGGAAAAGAACCGCGCUGUAAAUAUUCUGUGCUAAAUUCAGAAAUAUAUAGAUGCAAACGUCACUUUCUCUUCGGUCUCUUGCACACAUUUAUUCCUUUGCCGUGCUACUUACAAAUAAACGCAUCGCUCGAGUCAUAUCAUACGCGUUUUCUACAAUCCUUCGUUCGAUCCUUUCUUAAUUAAGAUCCAUCAAUUUCGAUGCCACGUUUUCUCUUACGUACGCGCGCGAUUCGUUGUUGCAGAAGAUCGCUUGUGCAAAGUACACAGUUGAAAAAUACUAAUAUUGGUUUGUGCUGUUUUCGCAACUUUGUCAAUGAUAUGCUCAACCUAAUUUGCUCACGUUUGCGUGUGAAAAACGAAGGAGGCUCCUGUCGAGAGAAAAGUGAAAAAAAAAAAGAGCUCGUAGCUCGCACGUUAAUACACGGAUUUGUAUGGUGUGCUGCGAUGUUUAGAAUUUAUUAAAAAGAUUGCAAUUUAACGAAUAGCUAUGUUCAAGAACACCGUGUAGACGAAUUCAUUCCAUUUAAUUGAAUUAUUGAUCGUGCGCGAUAAAAGCGAGGUAAUAAAUAAAUCAGCAACUACGAUUGCAUCCAACGGUAUCAAUAAAUUAAGUUACAUGCA